AUGGCCUCCUCUACAGAGGCUGCUGCCUCUGCCGCGUCUCGCACACCUCCCUCUGACCCGGCCGCAAGCGCGACGGCGCUCUUCGAACAACAUCUCAAGGUCAUGGCCGACUCGUACCUUGGCUUCUUCCAGGAACGGAAGAGGAUCGAGGAGCAGUACGUCGCCUCGCUCAUGAAGCUACACCGAAAGUCUCGGAGUCUGGACGCAUACAUCGACGAUCGCGUGGAGAUUAGCACCACCCGAAUGGCGUGGAACGAGAUCACAGACAACGUCGAGCGCGAGGCGGGGACCCAUCAGGCAUUCGUUGAGUCUCUCGAGGGCUUCGUCAUCGACCCGCUCGCCACAUUCAAGGAAGAGCAAGACCGGAUCCGGAAGCGGAUCCGGGAAGACGUUAAGGAGGCCAUCUCUGCGCAUGCGGAGUAUGCGGAAACCGUCCUCCCACGCCUCAAGCGGACGUACAUUAGGAAGUGCCAGGAGGUCGAGGAGUACAAGAACGCCGCGAACACACCCCUCUCACCGACGUCGACGUCGCCACAGGAUCAAGCCAGCAUGCCCCCGCUCAGCAAACCGCUGUCCAACCCCUCGAGCGGGACCCGGCCGGUAGUGACCGGUCCACAGCCCCUUCGGCCGCUAGACCGCCGCCCAUCGCAGAGCGCACACCGGAACCGCUCCCCGCACCGGAACCGUUCCCCGUCCGCGGCCGGCGCCCCAUCGUCCACGGCGACGGCGCUCCAGGAUCUCGCGCACCAGGGAAAGAAGCAGCUCAACCAGCUGAUGACCUUCCUCGACAAGGGCGGCAACGUACGCGAUGGGGGACGUUCCGAUAACGCGCUCCGGCAGGUGCGCGCGAAGCGAGAGGCUGAUGAUGCUGACAAGGAGUACCGCCGGGGGGUGCACUGGCUCGAGACGCUGCGCAUCCGGAGAGUCAAGAUCUUGGAGUCUGGGUUCAACUCUCUGGAGGCGUUCGUGCGGGAAUCAGCGGAUAUGAUGAAGAAGGUCCUCGACAUGUACAACAACAGCCUGACUGCGGCCGCAGCGACGCGGGGCCAGCUUUGUGAGCACGGCGGGCGAAUGAUCGAGAAGAUCGUCCCCCAGCGAGAUUGUGCAGCGAUCGCGGCCAACAUCCCGCGCUUGCUCGCGGCGGCCUCGCCUAAGCCCGUGUAUUACUACAACUUCAACGUCGGGGAGUGCAAGGACCUCGUCUUCGGUGUUGGUCUUGUCGACUACGCCACCGCUCGUGGGCCCCUUGAGGGGGACAUCCCGAAGAUUAUCCGGAUAUGCAUAGAGGAAGUUGAUCGAAGGGGGCUAGAGGCCGAGGGCAUUUACCGGGUUUCUGGAAGGCACGCUGCUGUGCAGGAGCUUCAACAUAAGUUUGAACGCAAUGAGAGUGCGUUUGCAUUCAAUCCACAACAUGAUGAUGUCUACAGUGUAUCAUCGCUGCUGAAACUGUACCUACGCGAAUUACCUGAGCCCGUGUUCAAAUGGCCCGUCCAGGAGCGACUACAGCAUACGGAAGACUUUGAUGAACAUGCCGCCAACAACUUUGCCCUCCUGCGGUCGAAGAUUCGCCGGCUGCCGCAAAUACAUCAGGCCACCCUGAAAGCACUUGUUGAGCAUCUCGCGCGGGUAGCCGCGAAUUCUGACAAGAACAAGAUGGAUCCGAAGAACUUGGCGAUCGUCUUUGGGUCGGUGAUAUUUGGCGAGGACGACUUGCCCAAGGGCGGGGACCUCCUGGGCAUGCAAUCGUGGAAGGAUACCACUAUGGAGGACCUCAUCACGUAUGCGCACGUACUGUUCCAGCACAGUAGCACAAGCUCGCCACCGUUGCCUCCAGCCCCUCUGCACGAGUCCGCGGCCCCGAUCUCGUACGGUUCGACACAUACGAGGCUUUCGAAUAUGCCGCCACCACCCAUUCCGACUUCGCCACGGAAGCACCAGAAGGCAUCCUCGGUUUCUGGUACUCCCCGGUCUUCCUUUGAUCAAGACCAUCCUCAACUUCCACCACGCCCGCCUGUCCCCCAGGACUUCACCCCUCAGCUUCCACCCCGUCCAACGAACAGUAUCCACCCCUCCCUCCGUGCCGGCCCAUACUCAUCCCCAUCCCGAAGCCAAGCGCCCUCAAUUCGCACCGGACAGUUCUUCGACGAACAGUUACGCGUAACCCCCGCAGCGUCGCUGUCAACGACAUACGAAGGUAGCGCCAACACGAGCACCUCAUCCCUUCCAGCCCCACUCCUGUUAUCUCCUGUGGCCACUCCCGCCGCCUCUCCCCCUCCCGCCGUUUCCUCUUCCGCACCCGCCGCACCCUCGGCCCCCUUCCCGUCCUCCGAUCCCACCGACCCGUUCUCCCCAUCCGCCGCGGCGCCGCCAACGAGUCCUCACAACAUUCCGAUCCCUCCGAGCGCGGGUGCGAGCCCGCCCAGGGCUGCGACGAUGCCGUUCUCGCCUCAGGGCCCACCGCCAGCCACUGUACGCACGGGCUCGCACGAGUCUGGACUGGAGCUGUCGUCGACGGCGUCCGCGGCGGCGUUCGCGAGCCAGUCGCCGUCGCCAGACUCGGCUGCGGGGUCCCCGGAGGAGGGAGGGUCGCGGUCGAAGCCGUCGAGCCCGAGCAAGCGGUCGGCGCACGGGCGGAAGGCGUCGGCAGACGCGUAG
Epithele typhae is the source of this 2655-nucleotide messenger RNA. RefSeq names its product RhoGAP-domain-containing protein. Gene Ontology annotation, cellular component: cytoplasm. Gene Ontology annotation, biological process: regulation of GTPase activity; signal transduction. The record is from RefSeq and is a predicted model, not a curated record. The transcript is spliced from 15 exons. NCBI's taxonomy places the organism in Eukaryota, Fungi, Basidiomycota, Agaricomycetes, Polyporales, Epitheliaceae. Bases 1 to 2655 code for a protein of 884 amino acids.